Messenger RNA from Sus scrofa (pig), 2086 nucleotides. RefSeq names its product capping actin protein of muscle Z-line subunit alpha 3 (gene CAPZA3). Gene Ontology annotation, cellular component: F-actin capping protein complex; cortical cytoskeleton. NCBI's taxonomy places the organism in Eukaryota, Metazoa, Chordata, Mammalia, Artiodactyla, Suidae. Gene Ontology annotation, molecular function: actin filament binding. Gene Ontology annotation, biological process: barbed-end actin filament capping; actin cytoskeleton organization. The record is from RefSeq and is a predicted model, not a curated record.
GAAGAAGGCUGUGCUGGAGGCUAAGUUCUUAAAAUCUUCAAAAUAAGUAUAGCUGGUUGGCUGAGCACCACGCUGUCAGGUGACUGUCAUGUUUUCCUUUCGGUCUGAACACCUAUUGUGAUAUCAUCAAAAGUUCCACACUUCAUAGAGAAAGCUUCUCUAUGACUUCACCAGGAGGCCUCAGAGCUUGCCAGACAAACUGUUUUCAUGGUCACACAUGAUAAUCUUAAGCCUGAAUGUUUAACACCUUGAUGGGAAAGGUGUCCCAUGGAAUGUUUUCUCAUCCUUUGAACACUCUUUAUUUCAGAAGCUUUGCUUCUGCUGCAACCAAACAUGUCACUUAGCGUUCUGAGUAGGAAAGAGAAAGAAAAAGCAAUUCGCAGACUCUUAAUACAGGCUCCUCCAGGGGAAUUUGUAAAUGCCUUUGAUGAUCUCUGUCUGCUUAUCCGUGAUGAAAAACUUAUGCACCAUCAAGGUGAAUGCGCAGGCCACCAACACUGCCAAAAAUAUUCUGUACCACUCAGCAUCGAUGGAAAUGCCGUUCUCCUGUCUCACCACAAUGUAGUGGGUGACUACCGAUUUUUUGACUACCAAAGCAAACUUUCUUUCAAAUUUGAUCUGCUUCAAAACCAGUUAAAAGAUAUCCAAAGUCACGGCAUUAUUCGGAAUGAGACGGAGUACCUGAGGACUGUUGUGCUGUGUGCCUUGAAACUGUAUGUGAAUGAUCACUAUCCAAAAGGAAACUGCAAUGUGCUGAGAAAAACAGUGAAGAAUAAGGAAUUCUUGAUUGCUUGCAUUGAAGAUCACAGCUACAAUUCAGAUUUCUGGAAUGGUCUUUGGAAAUCAAAAUGGAUUUUCCAAAUAAAUCCAUUUCUAACCCAAGUAACAGGAAGAAUUUUUGUACAAGCUCACUUCUUCAGGUGUGUCAACCUUCACGUUGAAAUCUCCAAGGACUUGAAAGAAAGCUUGGAAGUAGUCAAUCAAGCUCAACUGGCUCUAAAUUUUGCAAGGCUUGUGGAAGAGCAAGAAAAUAAAUUCCAAGCUGCAGUCUUAGAAGAAUUACAGGAGUUAUCGAAUGAAGCCCUGAGAAGAAUUAUACGAAGAGAUCUUCCAGUGACCCGCACUCUUAUUGACUGGCAGAGGAUACUCUCUGACUUGAAUCUGGUGAUGUAUCCUAAAUUAGGAUAUGUCAUUUAUUCAAGAAGUGUGUUAUGCAACUGGAUAAUAUAAAGGAUUGCUCCUGGUAAUUGUCUUGACCCAAUUUAGUUGUGUUUCAGGGGUUGGGGGAUGGCAGGGGUUAUUUUCCUAAAGUUGAGAAGUCACUAGAGAUACCCACCACCUGGCAGAUGCAAGUGUGAAUUAGGGAAACAUCUAACAAAUAAUUUUAUUCAGGGAAAGUUUACCAAUAAGUUGAGAAAAGGACGAUGGAAAUGUGUUUCAUGGUAGUGACCAUCAUAAAGCCAGAAACAUCAAUUACAACCUAAAAUGGCUUUACAGAAUGUGGUACCUUCGAAGUAUUUUUAAAGGUAGCCAAGGUUAAGACUGUGUGUGUGUGUGUGUGUGUGUGUAGGAAUGACUUUUGACUUUGUAACUGGAGACGGUAUGCAAAUGAAAGUCAUUCUGCAAAUGAUAUAUCACCUAAUUCCAUUCAGUCUUACACCAACCACAAGGUGGGGGCUGGGGGGAGACUUCAGUAAGUGACAUUAGGGUUGGAUGGUCCAUAAAACCAACAGAUUAUCAAAAAUCUAGCUCAUAUGAAGGACUACUGGAUCCAGGACACCCCCCACCUCACCCCAGGCAAGAAUCUGGUAUUACUCAAAUCCCCAGGCUUUUUUGGUACCUAAUCUGGUCUUUGAAGAAUCAACUGGAAAGUCUGACUCGGAACCUUAUAUAGUCCAGUUCUUGUGAAGUUAUCUCUAUAAGCAUCUCAUAAGUGUUUAUUUCAUGCCAGGCUCAGUGCUAAAUGAUUUGGACACAAUUUUUCAUCAUUAGGCUGCCACUAAUAGGAACCCCAUUUGACAUGAGAAGAAAAAGAUUUGAGUUGUUUAAUUCACCCAGGCACAUAGUGAGUGACAAUGUGUAACCA